CCUAGUGUGGAGAAGUAAUGCGGUUAUUAUGUCAACAUGUCACUUUUGAGACUGUGUGCCUUUUCAAAAUGUCUAAAUGGUUUGAUCCUGUUGGAAAGAAGUGUUAAUCGUUUGUCAAAGGCUCGCCAUUGUCAUCAUUCUUUUACUUUCCGGAAUAAUUCUGAAAUGCGAAUAUCAGAACCACCAUGGAAAUCACAACAAAGACAUUUCUCAGCUGCGUUCCCGAAGAAAGAAGAUGGGAAAAAACGGUUAUGUGAACAGUCUCAGCUGCUGGAUGUGCUUGAAGCCAGGAUCCAGCAACUUCAAUCUGAUGUUGUUUUAGAUGUCCAACAUUCAAAGGUUCAAUUUGUCAAAGCUCAUAAAUCAGAGAGAGGGGCUUCCUCAGGAAGGAAUCCCAAAAUAAAUUCUGGGGAGAGGACUGAGGUACCCACCUCAGGAAAGAUUGUUGGUAAGGUAGCGGGACAGACUGGUAAGGGCAAAGAUGACUCCCCCUCCAAAUCCCGCUGGUUGAAGAAACUCAAUGAGGAGAAGACCAAAACAAAGAAGCUAAAGAAGAAGCUGGGCUUUGAAGAUAUUCCUGUGAAAAGCAAGAAAGGCCAACAGAUGCUCCCAGGUACCUCACAUAAAAUUAUAUCCACUAAAGCGGUAAAAAAGAUGGCAUCAAGUUCUAAAAAAAGCAUGACUCUAAAAAACCAAGUGAAUACUGUGGCAGCUGCAAACCAAGAACACACCGUUGCAGCUAAAUCCAGUUCUGCCUCUAAGGUGCCAGUUAGAAAUGCCAAACGGAACAGGGAAACCCUGAAGGCGCUGUAUCCUGAGCUGUCGGAGGAGGAGGCCAGGACCCAGGAGCUAGCCAGGUUAGAGCGGAAGGCAGAGGCAGACGCCCUUGAACUGGCUAAGGUUGAAGAAUUAGAGAGGAAGCUGAAACAGUGGGCUGUCUCAGUCAGUCCGGAGCACGUGAAGGAUAACGGCGAGGCCAGGGCGUAUGAGGACGUCCAGCGAAGGGUGCACUGCUACCUGGAGGCCUGUGUGUUCAGUGGGGAUAUUGACCGAGCUGGCCACUUCCUGCUCAGCCACCACCGAAGGGUUAGCCGACGCAAGCUGCUCAACAUAGAAUCCUACAACAUCAUGAUGAGGGUCUGGGCAAAGAUGGGAUCAUUGAAGCAGAUUGGGCGAAUGUUCAUUCUAGUUGAAGAGGCUGGUCUCAAACCCAAUCUCAGCUCCUAUUGUGCAGCUCUGGAGUGUAUGGGCCGAACCCCUAACUGUCCCCCACGUUUCAUCAACAGAGUCCUGCAGCAGAUUCAGUGGGAUGGACUGUCUGUGGAUGAGCUGUUCCGUCACUGUGUCUUCAGACAGGAUGAGAGGGACAUGGUGCUUAAGGCCAUCCACACUUUGAAACCAGACUUCCAGCCCAGCAUCAAACCUAUCUUACACACCUGCUCCUCACCACUGGUCAAGGACAUCUACACUGAGAGAACAGAUUCUAAGUACCCCAAGCUGGCCUUCAGCCUGGAUGAGCUGCAGAAGAGGUUCAACAAUCAACUUUGUCUGGAGCAGGCCAGCACCAUCACUAUCAACUCUGUGGAGGCCCUGAAGCCUGUCACCCCACACAUGGUCAAAAUGAGGGAUCUGCUAGCGGAGCAGCGGAAAGUGUGGCACAAAACCCUGGUCAAGGCACUGCGGGAGAGCAAAGCCAUCAUGGCUAGCAGCACCCAGAAGGUGGUCAGGUUCAGCCUCUACCCCUACCUGUGCCUGAUGGACGAGAAGGAGUACGCAGACAUCAUGAUCCAGAGUCUGGCCAACCUGCCUCCCAGUGGAGAGUCGCUCCACAUCCUGGCCAAGCAGUUGGGUGUUCGGGUCCACAACAAGUUCUGCAUCCUGAUGAAGGAACAAAACCAGAUGGUGGACAAGCUGAACAAUAUCUACAAUGAAUAUGUUGAGCUACUGUCCAAAGACAAUAAGGUGUUGAACGUACUGCCUAGGGAGCAGUGGCAGACGCUGGAGGCGAAGCAUAUGUCAGGCCCCUCCCUGCUGGGAGACGAGUGCCACUGGCCCCACGCGGUGGUGUUGGAGCUGGGGACCUACCUGGUGGACCUCAUGGUUAAGCACAUGAAGGUGAACAGCGACAUCCUCAACUCUGCCUACAACCGGAAGAUCAUCCCUGUGCUCUACCAUAUGUACACCUUCCGCAGUAACAGACAGGUGGGCUUUAUCAAGCCACAUCCCAUCCUGACACAGAUCCAGCAGGACGCCAUGGAGACCACAUUGACCUUUGACUCCUACGUAAUGCCAAUGCUGUGCCCUCCUGUCCCCUGGGCCUCAGCCAAGUUCGGCGCUUACCUUCUCACGCCCACCAAGUUGAUGCGUGCCGUGCUUGGCGCCAACCAGCACGAGAUCCAGCUGGAGAAAUGUCAGGAGGAGGAGCUCCAUCCGGUGCUGGACUCCCUCACCCAGCUGGGCAACACCGCCUGGAGGAUCAACCAGCCCCUGCUGGACGUCAUCAUAUCCAUCUUCAACGGUAAGGGCAGCGAGAAGCUUGACGUCCCGCCUCCCCUCUCGGAGGCCCCCAGGAUCCCUCGCUACAACCAGCAGGAAUUGGCCACCUACACCUCGGCUGAGAAGGCCCAGCUAAAGAGAGAGGUUAUCAACGCCAAGAAGAAGUGCGGGGAGAUGCACAGCCUCAGGAUGGACGCCCUCUACAAGCUGUCCAUCGCCAACCACAUGAGAGACGAGGUCUUCUGGUUCCCACACAACAUGGACUUUCGAGGGCGCACAUAUCCGUGCCCGCCCUACUUCAACCACCUGGGCAGUGACGUGACCAGGGCCGUCCUGGUGUUUGCAGAGGGGAAAGCCCUGGGACCUGGUGGCCUGGAUUGGCUGAAGAUCCACCUGGUCAACCUUACAGGGCUGAAGAAACGCAGCUCGCUGGCCGGCAGGCUGGAGUACGCCAACACCAUCAUGGAUGACAUUAUGGACUCCGCAGACAACCCCCUCAACGGUAAGAAGUGGUGGCAGAAUGCAGAUGAACCGUGGCAAGCCCUGGCCUGCUGCAUGGAAAUCACAAACGCUAUCAGAUCACCUGACCCCACACAGUUCAUAUCCCACUUCCCUGUACAUCAGGAUGGUUCGUGUAAUGGACUCCAGCACUAUGCAGCUCUGGGUCGGGACGUGAUCGGUGCCACCUCUGUGAACCUCAUGCCGUGCGAUGUGCCCCAGGAUGUAUACAGCGUCGUGGCACAGCAGGUGGAGGGCUUUCGUGUGCGGGAUGCAGAGAAGGCUCUGAAGGUGGCCCAGGUGCUUGAGGGCUUCAUCAACAGGAAGGUGGUGAAGCAGACUGUGAUGACGGUGGUGUACGGCGUGACGCGUUACGGAGGACGCCUCCAGAUAGAGAAGAGGCUCAAGGAGAUCGAUAACUUUCCUAAGGAGUACGUAUGGGACGCCUCUCACUACCUGGUCCAGCAGGUGUUCACCAGUCUGAAGGAGAUGUUCACAGGCACCAGAGAGAUCCAGGACUGGCUGACGGAGAGUGCCAGACUCAUCUCUAAGUCUGGCCACACAGUUGAGUGGGUGACACCCCUGGGGCUGCCCGUCAUCCAGCCCUACCACCGCCCCCGGACACAGUUGCUGAAGAACCAAAUACAGGACCUGAGUCUUCAGAUCUCCCACGAUUCUAAACAGAGGCCAGACACUGUAAAACAGAAGAAUGCCUUCCCUCCGAACUUCAUCCACUCUCUGGACUCCACCCAUAUGAUGCUGACUGCUCUCUACUGCUACAGCGCCGGUCUCACAUUCGUCUCUGUCCACGACUGCUUCUGGACCCACGCCAUUACAGUCGACACUAUGAACAAGGUUUGCCGGGAGCAGUUUGUGGCACUGCACAGCCAACCUAUCCUUCAAGAGCUGUCCAACUUCCUACUGCAGAAAUACUGCUCUGUACCACCGAACGAGGUCAACAACAAGAAGAUUCAGGAGUACCGGAGGAUGUUGUUGUUGCUGGCCAAAGUGCCCCAAACGGGCGACUUUGAUCUCCAGCAGGUGAAGGAAUCGACGUACUUCUUCAGCUGAGAGGAACAAACAGGUAGUCAGACUGUCAGGAAGACAACACCAGUGGAGGCAGAUGAGUGGGAUGGACGGGCUGUGAGGCUGAACACGCGCAAGGCUGCAUGGGGCCUGACAGGGCUCGUCUCCCACAGACAUCCGCUGAUUGAUUCACUGCCCGCCGGGCUAAGCCAAGGCCUUCUGAAGCUUCAACCCCCAUAUUGAUCCAGACAGCCCCAGACCAGAGUGGGAGGAGAGGCCAGUUCUGAGAGUAGAGUGUGGCACGCCCACUUUGGACUGGAGGGGAUCUGAACCGAGCUCAGUUAUGUUUAAUCCUGUGUUACUGUAGAGUGUGUGUGUGUGUGUGUGUGUGUGUGUGUGUGUGUGUGUGCGCGCGUGCUCAUUCGCGAAUUGCAUUCCUUGACAGAGAAUGUAGAGUUGUGUGUUAUACUGUUAUCACGUGUUUUUCGCAAGACUGUUUGUGUUCUCCCCUUAUCAGCAACACCUCUUCUACUUAGAGAGCCAGAGAUGCUCAGAGAAUUUCCAAGACUGAUUGAGUGGUAAUCAGCGGGGUAGCCCAGUGUGAUCAUUAUGUGCCCUCCCUCCACCCAUGCCCUAGUGGAGACAGGCCCCCCUACCUCCACCCCUGCCCUAGUGGAGACAGGCCUCCCUCCCUCUACCCCUGCCCUAGUGGAGACAGGCCCCCCUACCUCCACCCCUGCCCUAGUGGAGACAGGCCUCCCUCCCUCUACCCCUGCCCUAGUGGAGACAGGCCCCCCUACCUCCACCCCUGCCCUAGUGGAGACAGGCCCCCCUACCUCCACCCCUGCCCUAGUGGAGACAGGCCCCCCUACCUCCACCCCUGCCCUAGUGGAGACAGGCCCCCCUCCUGCCCAGAGCACUGAUCUGCGCUCUCCAUCCCUCUGCUUUACACUUGGAUGAUUAAGCACAUUAACCUGCCUUUCAUUGAUUCAGAGGCAUCCAGGAAGACCUGCCCAAUGUGAGAUUCAGAACCCAACCUCAUUUACCUCACAAGUCACCAGUGGACCCCUACUUCCAGAGACAGUGGAAAGAAUGAUGAUCAUGGGUGAAUGGAUGGGAGGAACAGUAUGUUACACUUCCUUUUGAAGUGAUUAAGCACUAUUUUCAUUUGAUAAUAAAUAUGUAUUUCUUAAAGGACCUUUGUUCAUUUGAUGAUGAGGUUUUAUGAAAUAUGUGCUUUAUUGAAUUAUAUAUGCAUCUUUAAAUUGUAUAUGAUAAGAUGAAGGUCUCCUUAUAUGGGCAUCACAAAGGGUUUGAACAAUCACUAAUCAACACAGAUUAUAUUUUUCUGGGCUAGUGCCCAGAUCUGAAGCUAACAAUAUUAAGAAUGGUAUCUGAUCUUAACUGUAAAAGCUACUGAGGUUUCAGACAAAAGAUGCUGAGUUGAUUUCUGUGAAAGGGAAUAUGAAUCAUCCUGCCUAUCAACUGUGUAAGUGGUAAUUAGCAUGAAUUAAAUUUUUUCACUUA
Esox lucius (northern pike) is the source of this 5547-nucleotide messenger RNA. It is a transcript of the gene polrmt, whose product is annotated as polymerase (RNA) mitochondrial (DNA directed). Gene Ontology annotation, biological process: mitochondrial transcription. Gene Ontology annotation, molecular function: mitochondrial promoter sequence-specific DNA binding; DNA-directed RNA polymerase activity; protein binding. The transcript is spliced from 21 exons. Lineage: Eukaryota; Metazoa; Chordata; Actinopteri; Esociformes; Esocidae. The coding region runs from base 37 to 4065 and encodes 1342 amino acids. Gene Ontology annotation, cellular component: mitochondrial DNA-directed RNA polymerase complex. The record is from RefSeq and is a predicted model, not a curated record.